AUGUCAGGAUCAGCAGCCAUGGAUAUGCCUGAGUGGAUCAAGGCCCUCUUUGCCAAAAUCAAGAACGACCGAAUCCUGCUCUACACCACCAUUGGCCUGUCUGCCACAGCAAUAACCGUUGGAUCAGUCAGCGGUCUCGUAUACUUAAUGACCCGCUCAAAGCACGCCAAAAUCCCAGGUCCAGUCUCCCAUCCCAUCCACGGAAACAUGGACAUCAAACCGUACGAACCAACUCGUGCCGCCCAUGAAUUCUUCACGGCCAUGUUUAAACGAUACGGAUCCCCCAUCAUCCGUAUCCAAAACGGACUACUCGCCAAUGACUUUGAGUCGCUCUGGAUUUCAGACGCUACCGAGGCUCGUCGUGUACUAACAUCAAAAAAACAAUUCAUUAAAGCCGACUUCUUUUUACGCUCCUCUGGAAUCGAACAUGGACUUGUAUCAUUGAGCGGUGCUGAACACGAUCGUCAUCGCAACUUGCUCAAACCCGCAUUGUCGACUCCACAUUUGACUCAGAUAUGUAUUGCGGCUGCUGAUUUGACGAAUGAUUUGGUCCAGAUUUGGAUGGAGAAAUGUGAGCAAGGGCCUGUGGAUGUUGCUCCUGCAUUCAUGUCUAUGGCUACGGAUGUGCUUGGUCGUGUUUUCUUUGGAUAUGAGUUUGAGAAUGUCGCUUCGUUGGGUGAUGGUGUUAAACAUGAAUCGACGAGAGCGUUUAUUGCUGCUGCGGAUCAUUGGAAUGGGCUUGCUGGACUCCGAGCCAUGAAAUCUCGAUGGAUGUACUCGUACUACAAGUGUACCGACAAAGAUGUGCAGUAUGCUUUGGCUCCAAUCUAUGCGCUCUUCAAGAGCCUCAUGGACGACAAACGUAAAGCUAAAGCAAGUGGAUGUCCUGAAAAGCCAGAACAAGAAAAGGACUUGUUGGAGCGCUUGUUGAGUAAGGAUCAAGAAGGUCAAGAGAAAUUCAGUGAUAUUGAAAUCAUGGAAGAAAUGAUCUCAUUCUACAUUGCUGGACGUGAAACAUCUGGAGCUACCAUGACUUGGCUAUUCUAUGAACUCGCUCACAACCCCGAAUUGAUUCCCAAGGCUCAGCAAGAAAUCGACGAGAUCUUUGCUCAAGAUGGUGCUAUUACUUACGAGACUAUUCCAAAGUUUAAGUACCUGCAAAGAAUUUUGAAAGAGACUCUCCGUCUCCACACUCCCCUCCCUCAAUCCCAAAGUCGCAAAGCACUGGAAGACACCGAAGUCGCUGGCCAGAAAGUCCAUGCCGGUACCCGUGUCAUGGUCUAUCUCCGUGCCAUGCACUUGAACGAGCAGUACUGGCCUGAGCCAUACAAGUUUGAUCCUGAACGAUUCAAUCAAAAGCCAGAUGAUAAUACGUACAUGCCGUUUGGUGCUGGUGUUUAUAUGUGCAUUGGUCAAAAAGUCGCUGAAACUGAAAUCCUUACCGUGGUGGCCAUCAUUCUCCGCCACUUUGAUAUCGAGUUGGUUCCUGAUCAAAAGUUCCAGACUGUGCAGGUUAUUACUGUUCGACUCCGUGGUGGAUUGAUGCUGAAGUUGACGCCAAGAAAGAACAAAAGGCCUGUUAGAGAGUAG
Molecule: messenger RNA, 1590 nt
Organism: Synchytrium microbalum
Lineage: Eukaryota; Fungi; Chytridiomycota; Chytridiomycetes; Synchytriales; Synchytriaceae
Exons: 6
Coding region: 1-1590 (529 amino acids)
Molecular function (GO): oxidoreductase activity, acting on paired donors, with incorporation or reduction of molecular oxygen; monooxygenase activity; heme binding
Source: RefSeq, a predicted model, not a curated record